Messenger RNA from Cordyceps militaris CM01, 1227 nucleotides. RefSeq names its product coproporphyrinogen III oxidase. The transcript is spliced from 2 exons. The record is from RefSeq and is a predicted model, not a curated record. Gene Ontology annotation, molecular function: coproporphyrinogen oxidase activity. Bases 1 to 1227 code for a protein of 408 amino acids. Gene Ontology annotation, cellular component: cytoplasm; mitochondrial intermembrane space. NCBI's taxonomy places the organism in Eukaryota, Fungi, Ascomycota, Sordariomycetes, Hypocreales, Cordycipitaceae.
AUGGCGACACGAAGACAAAGCCCACGCGUGCUGUCCGUGCUACGCAAUGGCACUCGGCAAUCACCCCGGAGUCACUGCGGUAGCACUGGCAGAAUGUUCUCAAGCAACCAGAACCCUGUUCUCAAGCGGCCAAGCGCAGUGACUUGGCUGACAGCUACCGCGAUUGGCUUUGCUGUCCCUCUAGCAUAUCAAUUCUUCAGCGUGAAUGGCCAAGGCAGCGCGAAACUCGACGCCGCAUCGCUCUUCGAGAUGGAUAUGCGAACGAAGCAGGAAGCCCCUGUCAGCGACAACUCACCGAUGCGACUGCGAAUGGAAAAGUUUGUCAAGGAGCAGCAGCAAGAAAUCAUUAAGGCAAUCGAGGAAAUUGAUGGCAAGAAGUUCUUCCAGGACAAAUGGGACCGAGACCACGGCAACGGUGGCGGCAUCACUGCUGUGUUGCAAGAUGGCAACGUCUUUGAGAAGGCUGGAGUUGCUGUCAGCAUAAUAUAUGGUUCUCUGCCAAAGGCUGCCAUUGAAAGAAUGCGCGCAGACCACAAGAAUCUGGCUACAAAUGUCGACUCUCUGGACUUCUUCGUCGCGGGCCUGAGCCUAGUGUUCCACCCAAAGAACCCGAUGGCGCCAACUGUGCACCUGAACUAUCGCUACUUUGAAACGGCAAACCCCGACGGCACAUCUCAGGCUUGGUGGUUUGGAGGGGGUAGCGAUCUGACCCCCUCUUACCUAUUUGACGAGGAUGCCAUCCACUUCCACAAGUCGCUGAAGGACGCUUGCGACUCCCAUAGCAAGGAGUACUAUCCUCGCUUCAAAAAGUGGUGCGACGAAUACUUUUACAACAAGCACCGCAAGGAGAGCCGCGGCGUUGGCGGCAUUUUCUUUGAUGACUUAGACGAGUCGGAGCGCGACCAGGAGAAUACCUUUGCUUUUGUGCAGGACUGCCUGAAAUCUUUUUUGCCUUCGUACCUUCCCAUAUUGGAGAAACGCAAGGACAUGCCUUUCAACGAGAAGGAGAAGGAGUGGCAGCAGAUUCGCAGAGGACGUUACGUCGAGUUCAACUUGGUGCACGAUCGCGGCACUGCCUUUGGACUUCACACCCCUGGCCCUCGUGUCGAGAGUAUUCUGAUGAGCUUGCCACGAACUGCUUCGUGGGGCUAUAUGCAUAUCCCGGAAACUAAUAGCCGGGAGCAACGUCUGGUCGACGUUCUACAGAAGCCCAAGGAAUGGGUUUAA